AUGGCUGAUUCAAGGGUUGGAGAAGGAAAAGUACAAGAUAAACCUAGAAUUUCUCCUUGUACCAAAAGGAUGCCACGAGGCAAAGUUCAGCGCUGGCAAGAUAAGCGAGCUCGGCUCCUCUCAAGCAUCCACGGAGCGGCCGCGGAGCUGGGCAGCAGGAGCCCCACGAGCUCUCGGCUGGCUCCGCCCCCGCCCCCGGCAGGCCGGAUCCACACAGGUUUACAGCACCAAAUAAUCUGGCCCUGUCAGCCCAGCUGCAUUCCUCUGGAUGAAAAACUCCUGCCCCAGCUUCUAAAAGAAGCAGGCUACACUACGCAUAUGGUCGGAAAAUGGCACCUGGGAAUGUACCGGAAAGAAUGCCUUCCAACCCGCCGAGGAUUUGAUAGCUACUUCGGGUAUCUCCUAGGUAGUGAAGAUUACUAUUCUCAUGAGCGCUGCACAUUCAUCGAGGCUCUGAACGUCACACGAUGUGCUCUUGAUUUUCGAGAUGGUGAAGAAGUUGCAACAGGAUAUAAAAAUAUGUAUUCAACAAAUGUAUUUACCGAAAGGGCGAUAGCCCUCAUAGCUAACCAUCCACCAGAGAAGCCUCUAUUUCUCUACCUUGCUCUCCAGUCUGUCCACCAGCCCCUGCAGGUCCCUGAAGAAUACCUGAAACCAUACGACUUUAUCCAAGACAAGAACAGGCGUCACUAUGCAGGAAUGGUGACCCUUAUGGAUGAAGCAGUGGGAAAUGUCACCGCAGCCUUAAAAAGCCGUGGGCUCUGGAACAACACGGUGUUCAUCUUCUCCACAGAUAAUGGAGGGCAGACUUUGGCAGGGGGCAAUAACUGGCCCCUUCGAGGAAGGAAAUGGAGCCUGUGGGAAGGAGGCGUUCGAGGCGUGGGCUUCGUGGCAAGCCCGUUGCUGAAACAGAAAGGUGUGAAGAACCGGGAGCUCAUCCACAUUUCUGACUGGCUGCCGACUCUCGUGAGGCUGGGCGGGGGCAGCACAAAUGGCACCAAGCCUCUGGAUGGCUUCGAUGUGUGGAAAACCAUCAGUGAAGGAAGCCCGUCCCCCAGAGUGGAGCUGCUACAUAACAUCGACCCAUACUUUGUAGACAAUUCACCAUGUCCUGGGAAGAGCAUGUCUCCAGAAAAGUAUGAUUCUUCUCUUCCAGAAUAUUCGGCCUUCAACACAUCUAUCCAUGCUGCAAUCAGACACAGGAACUGGAAACUCCUCACUGGCUACCCAGGCUGUGGUUACUGGUUCCCUCCACCAUCUCAGUACAAUGGUUCUGCGAUACCCCCACUAGACCCACCGACCAAGACCUUCUGGCUCUUUGAUAUUGAUCGGGACCCAGAAGAAAGACAUGACCUGUCGAGAGAAUAUCCUCAUGUCGUCCAGCAGCUCCUCUCCCGUCUGCAGUUCUACCACAAACACUCAGUGCCCGUGUACUUCCCGGCACAAGACCCCCGCUGUGACCCCAAGAGCACUGGGGCUUGGGGCCCUUGGAUGUAGGAUGUCAGGCGGCCUGGGGAGCAGGAAAACCUCUCUGUUGCAAGUUGGACGUCAGGCCUUUUCUUGUGUGACUCUUUUCUCAUUUGUUCUCCCCACCUGUGUUCAUCCAGCCUUUCUCUCAUUCCUAAACCACAUGAGGUGUCUAAUUUCAACCCCUAGUGCAUGUAAGAAGCUGAUAAAAUCUGGAACACUCCUGCUGCUGGCUGGGGCAUGUGUCUAGAGGAGAGGGUGACUGGGUUCAUCCCCUUUUUCCUGAGCUCUGGGGCAGCUGGAACUUGAUUUAAAAUAGGAAGUUAUUGAGUCCUGGCGGCUGGAGCAGCUGGCUCUUUUUGUCUCACAAGUCAGAUGUUAGAUUCCCCUCUGCCCAUAGCCAGGUUUUAUUGGAGUGACUCACAUUUUUUGUAACAAAUGAAGGGAGCAGACAAUUGUUAAUGGUUCUGUUGGCCGCAGGCUCUCCCUUUCUGUGAGAGAUUGUGUUCAGGCAUUCCAUGUGAGUAACCCGCCUCAGUUCACCCCUCACUGCCUCAUCUCGUUCCUCACCUUGUCACUCAUCCGUCACGGAGCAUGAGGCCCAUUUCGUUGUUAAGGUCAGCAUGGCAAUAUGCCUACUCCUUGGUUUUGGUUUUUACAAUAAAGAAAUGUGUUUUUAUCCCCAAGUUUUUUCCCAGCUGUUGCUCAUUUUAUCUAGACCUCCUGCUGCCCCCCACCCCCUAUGGCUCUUUUCCUUCCCUUCCUUUUGACUCAGGCGUUCUGUGCCUGGGAAUGCGGCUUUGCUUCUCCGUCACAAGCACCACUGAUUUUUGGAACACUGCUGAGCCCUGCCUGCCUUUUGCCCCAAACACUGAAGCUAGAGCCCUGCCCAGAGAAGGUGGUUGAGUAUGGCUCUGUGAGCCUGCUCACAGUGGACACGAAGAGGGCUGGGUGGGGAUGCCUGGGUCUGUGUCGUCUGUUUGGGGAGGUGUUUUCUAGUGGAGUGGAGUUUAUUAUCAUGAAGGCGGCUUUGUCUCAUAAUAUAUUGAGUUGCACUGCUGUUCCCUAGCAGUGAGGAGAAGCCUUGGGAAGGAUAACGUUGUCGUCAGGUGAUGGAAAGGGCGGUAUGGAAAAGGAAAUGGCCAGCAUCUGGGAUACUGGGCCCUGGUAAAGCAAAGGAGGGCACAUCCACAUUUCUCUCAUUCUCUCAGUUUCACUGCUUGUGUUGAGGUUCUGGGGGCAGGGAAAGGAGAUGCACAGAAGGACCUGCCAGCCCUUUCUCAUUCCCACUAACAUCUUACUGAUACAGAUCAGUCCA
Ceratotherium simum simum (southern white rhinoceros) is the source of this 2785-nucleotide messenger RNA. NCBI's taxonomy places the organism in Eukaryota, Metazoa, Chordata, Mammalia, Perissodactyla, Rhinocerotidae. The record is from RefSeq and is a predicted model, not a curated record.